UAAACCUCUGGAAUAUGUCCAGAAACAGUGUGUGGAGCUCAAAUUGCAGCUGACACGUGGUUUCAGGAAAAAGAAGCUUUUUACUUUCACAUUCAGUAAGCUACAUCGUUAUCACUGGCAGGCACACGUUUCUGUUUUUCUUCACUCUGCUCGUUUGCUGUCUAAGGCUUUACAAAAUGUCUGGAGACGCCAUCAACUAUGACUAUGAUUCAAUCAUUGAAAAAAUGAAAGACAAACCGACAGAAAUGUAUCCGAAUGUAUCAGGAAAUAUAACCAAGCAGUACCAAUAUGAGAUCAGGAUGACCUACUUAAUUAUAUAUUCUAUUGUCCUCAUCUUUGGUGUCACCCUCAACUUCAUCGUCAUUUUCAUCAGCUGCCUAAAAAAAAAGAAUUCCCCAAAGGUUGCAACUUGGAUUAUGGCAUUGGCUUUAACACACUUCGUCUCCUGCAUAUCUAUUGUUUUUCAGUUCCUGUAUGCUUACAAUAACUUCAUAUGGGAUUACGGAAGUGCAAGCUGCAAGCUGUCAUCCUAUAUCACCUACGGCAGUAUGUUCUCCACGUCAGCCAUGCUGAGUCUCUGGAGCAUUAGUUCUUCUUUUUCAAAAGUCGCAUGCAUGAACAAGUGCAAGAACUGUAACCUGAUUCUGAUUUCAUUUUCCUGGACCAUUGCAGCAGUCUUGGCAUGUCCUUCGCUGUUCUCCAGAGAGAUCCGAUUUUCUCAGUGCAUUGAUGAUUAUGACUUGGACAAAGCAAAAACAACUCAAGACGGCAUUAUAAGGCUGAAGACUGUUGUUGUCAUGCGAUUUCUCCUAGGGCUUCUCGUGCCAGCUUUGAUCAUGUUUUUAAGCUAUUUGGCAUCGCCUCAAAGAACAUGUCAAGACUGCAAGAAGCAGGCACAGAUAAUCUGUGCUAUAAAGAUUUCCUUCUUUGUGUUCUGGGGCCCUCAAAUCGUCUUAACCAUGCUUCAAGCCACCGUAAAUGAGUUCUUGGGUCUAAAUAUGUUGAGAUAUGGACUUCCAGGAGCUACUGCAAUGGCCAUAGCCCACUGUUGUAUCUUUCCACUUAUCUAUCUGUUAUUCGGAGGCAGCAUUAAAAUGAACUGGAUGACACAUGACUCAGAUCAUGGAACGGAGAAUUAUAAAAGCAUCAGAUUGCAAAUGAGCCAGAAGGUCUGUCUGUGUGGAGGUGUUCGUAGUUGAAUUGGAGACACUACUUGACUGUGAAGUGAAUGAGAAUGAGAGUUUUCCCUAUGAUCGACAGGUCAACUUUCCAGUGUUUCCUCUGCCUUUCUAACCUGAUAGAUGCUGGGAUAGGCUCCAGCAACCCUGCGCUCCUACAAAGGAUAAGCAAGAAUGGAUGGAUGAGCCAGAUCACAACAAUGAAGACAAUCCACCAAAAUGCAUAGUAGUAAUUUCUGGAUGCAAACUGACCAAACUUUUAAAACUAAGAGUAUUCUGAAUGUUGGUCCUGUUUUGUCCACUUUCAUGCUUUGCUUCAAGUUAUAUGCUGCUUUUGUGGUGAAAAAUGCAUCAGAUGCACUAAAGCAAAAUUAUAACCACAUUGCUAGAAUAAGCAUUGCUACAGAAACACUAUUAACCCAAGUUUUAUAUCCUGUUGUAUCAAGCUCAUAUAGAGGACCAUUUGAAGCCAUUUUUUUAUUGAUGGUGUGUCAUAGUAUUGUUUCUGUUUUGUCAUAACAGUGUAAUUUUUCCUAUAUUAUAUUAUAUUAUAAAUGAAAGAAUGUGCAAGUAUUUGUUUUAGGGCCACAAUGUAAUGAAUAUAAAGCAGAUUAUGUAUUUUCAUAUGUUAUGUUUUUACAAAACACCUAAACAAAAGAAGUAUGACCAUAUUAGGCCAGUUACUUGCGCUGUUUGGGAGGCAGACAUGCUGUUAGUUAAAAUUUUGAUUAAAGACUCAUAUUUUUAAUCUGGUAUACACAAAACACUAUCACAUUUCUAUCAUUCUAACCCAUUAAAGGAUUGUUAGGCUGCAUUUGGUCAACAGGAUCCGUGAACACUUCCCAUGACACCCAAUGUACUUGUUACAUUGUAAGAAGAAUUGCAUCUAUGCUAAUAUUAGUCUUUCUGUUUCAUUCUUAUUCCGAGAUCACCGUAAUCACCUGGAUUUGACAGUUUACAAUUGUCCUUUUUUUAGUGCUGGUUUACAGCAGAACUUUAUUUUGUUCUCGUUAUUGAAACAUAAUUUUCCUGUUUAACUGUGUAAAGCUGUUUUGACACUAUCUUUAAUGUAUAAAGCAUUAUAUAAAUAAAGGUGACUUGACCAAAGAGAAAAA
Carassius gibelio (silver crucian carp) is the source of this 2293-nucleotide messenger RNA. Its product is annotated as chemerin-like receptor 1. NCBI's taxonomy places the organism in Eukaryota, Metazoa, Chordata, Actinopteri, Cypriniformes, Cyprinidae. Gene Ontology annotation, cellular component: plasma membrane. Gene Ontology annotation, molecular function: G protein-coupled receptor activity; complement receptor activity. Gene Ontology annotation, biological process: chemotaxis; regulation of calcium-mediated signaling; inflammatory response. The record is from RefSeq and is a predicted model, not a curated record. The transcript has 2 exons. The coding region runs from base 177 to 1199 and encodes 340 amino acids.